AUGCUUGUUGCUCUUGCUGCACUCAUUGAUGGCUACAUAAACAACUGCCAGAGAUACAUCCAUGGCCACAGCACCAUCCAGCUCGAGUCUCUCAAUGGCACUGCCUGCAAGCAAGUCAACAAGGAUUGCAAUUGGACAGUGAUGUAUGUGCUGCUCUUUGAUGCAGGAAUCUUAGAGUGCAAUGAAGGCAAAGAGAGUGCAAUCCUUGUUGACCUCUUUAAGCACAUCAGACUGGAUGUCUCCUAUGCUGAAGAGAGACAGUGGCUCAAGGUUCUGAUGGUGUGGAAGAAGUGA
This is a messenger RNA of Acanthamoeba castellanii str. Neff, 294 nucleotides long. RefSeq lists its product as uncharacterized. The transcript has 2 exons. Bases 1 to 294 code for a protein of 97 amino acids. Lineage: Eukaryota; Discosea; Longamoebia; Acanthamoebidae. The record is from RefSeq and is a predicted model, not a curated record.